UUUGUGUGGGCACCAGUCGCCGGGCAGGCUCCCGAGGAGCAGCCGCCGCCAUUUUGUGCGUGCCCGAGCCCGUCCCCGUCCCUCAUUCCCCCCCCCCCGGCGCUGCGGGAGCGGCGGCAGCAGCCGGGCCGCGCCGUGCCCGUGAGGUGAGGCGAGGCGAGGCGAGGCGCGGGGCCCGGCCGACGGGAGGCAGCGCUCGGCGGCCGCCGCAGCCCUGAAGCGGCGCCGCGCGGGGGAAGAGGCGGCAAGACGGAGGCGGGGGGGAGAAGAGCGGCGGCGGCGCUGCCCCCCGGCGGGAGGAGGAGCCUCGGCGCCAGGCCCCGGCGCGGCCCCGGCCCCGCUCCCGGCGGCGGCAUGGAGAACUCGCAGCUGUGCAAGCUGUUCAUCGGCGGCCUCAACGUGCAGACCACGGAGGCCGGGCUGCGGGAGCACUUCGCGGCCUACGGCACCCUGACCGACUGCGUGGUGGUGCUCAACCCGCAGACCAAGCGCUCCCGCUGCUUCGGCUUCGUCACCUACUCGGCGGUGGAGGAGGCCGACGCCGCCAUGGCCGCGUCCCCCCACGCCGUGGACGGCAACGCGGUGGAGCUGAAGCGGGCCGUGUCCCGGGAGGACUCGGCCAAGCCCGGGGCUCACGCCAAGGUGAAGAAGCUCUUCGUGGGCGGCCUCAAGGGGGACGUGGCCGAGGGGGACCUGGUGCAGCACUUCAGCCAGUUCGGCCCCGUGGAGAAGGCGGAGAUCAUCGCCGACAAGCAGAGCGGCAAGAAGCGCGGCUUCGGCUUCGUCUACUUCCAGAACCACGACGCGGCCGACAAGGCGGCCGUGGUCAAGUUCCACCCGAUCCAGGGCCACCGCGUGGAGGUGAAGAAGGCCGUGCCCAAGGAGGACAUCCAGGCGGGCGGGGGGGGCGGCGGCGCGGCCAGGCCCUCGCGGGGAGGCCGAGGAGGAGGAGGACGGGGCCGGGGCGGCGGCGGAUCCGGCAACCGGGACCACAACGGGCUGGCCAAGGGAGGCGGCGGUUACAACAGCUACGGCGGCUACGGCGGGGGAGGAGGCGGCGGCGGGUACGGCUCCUACGGCGGCGGCGGCGGCGGCUCCUACGGAGGAGGCGGCGGAGGCGGCGACUACGGCAACGGGUACGGCGGGUUCGGCAGCUACAGCCAGCACCAGUCCUCCUACGGGCCCAUGAAGAGCGGCGGAGGAGGCGGAGGAGGGGGCGGCAGCUGGGGGGGCCGCAGUAACAGUGGACCGUACAGAGGAGGCUAUGGCGGGGGAGGCUACGGGGGCGGCUCCUUCUGAGCCGGAGCGCCCGUAUCCGCCGGGGGGGCGGCGUGCAGAGUCCUCCCUCCGGCACGGGGCAGCUUGGAAAUGGUUUCUCCCCUCGCCCGCCGAAGGGCAGCUCCUUUUAAAUGCCUCCCCGCUGUGGGAGCAGCUCCUAAAUGCCCCCUGGGGGUCGCCUCUGCUGCCUGUGCCACUUCUUUUCUCUCGGAAGAUGGACUGGGCCCCACACACACACAUACUUUGUGUUACAGUCAUUGAUGGACUCUAUUUUUUUAUUAUUACUUGGACCUUGGUCGUUUUUAUACUAGCAACGAAAAAUGUCUUGUUUUAAUUUUUUUUUUUUGGGGUGGGGUACGGGGUGGGAAGCGUCUUGCUGAUCUGGAGUAAAAACUGGGGAGGGUUACGGGGGAAUUUUCUUUGUUGUAAGGACUCGAUACCUGGCUACUACAUUUUUUUCUACAAAACCUACUCGGAUCCCAUGACUGAAAUUAACAUUUCUGUAAAGGAGGAAAAAAAAAUCGUUUUUACGUUUUUUAUUUUUUAAAUAAAUCAUUGUGUUCAUUGACCUUUACAUGUCUAAUUUUUUUCCUAGGAUCCAUUCCGUACGGUUUAAGGCUUUUCUAGGUUUGAAGCAAGUGUUCCUCUGCUUUAAAGUCUCUAUGUAUUCAGAGUAAAUAUUUUAUUGCCAGUAAAGGUCCUGAUCGACUUUUUUGCUACCCCCCUAGCGGAUUUAUUGGUUUUCAAACACUCGACAGAGAAAUUUUUGAAGUACUAAUCCAUGGAUGUGGUCUGUUUUUUAAUUACUCGUUCUCACACAGUUUGUGUGCAUCCACCAUCUUGUACUAGGCAGUUUGACGUGCUGACAUGGUUGGUCAAUUUUUUCUAUAGGACUUUUCCAUCAACGUAUGUACUGUGUAGUUUUGAAGAAAUAGUUUGUGUUAAGCAUGUGCUUCAUUCAUAUAAAAUGUUCAGAAUUUCCGA
Molecule: messenger RNA, 2262 nt
Organism: Cygnus olor (mute swan)
Lineage: Eukaryota; Metazoa; Chordata; Aves; Anseriformes; Anatidae
Gene: HNRNPA0
Product: heterogeneous nuclear ribonucleoprotein A0
Exons: 1
Coding region: 355-1299 (314 amino acids)
Molecular function (GO): RNA binding
Source: RefSeq, a predicted model, not a curated record